AUGGAGUAUUUGUUUGAUACAAAGAUUUUAAUUGGUUUUGGAGUUGGUGUUCUAACAGCUUCUUUAUACCUAAUCCCUACACUAAAGGAACAACCUCAAGAAAAUGCAUAAAACUCUAAAAUGAAAUUAUCGACUAAAUCAUUACCAUCAACACAGGAUCUCAAACAAGUAUAUAUAAAAAAGAAUGAAAAACAAUAAAGUCAGACAAAUUCCACCUCAAAUGAUGGAAAAAAGAAGAAUUAGAACGCUGCUAAGACAGAGGCCAAUUAAUAAGAUUUUUAUUUUAACUUAGAUGAUGGUAUUAGGAAAAAAAGAAAAUUGUAGGAGGCUGAUGAUGAAUCAUCCCCAAGGGAUCAGUAAUCUUCUUAGAAAUUUAGUGAUAAUCAAGGGUCCUAAAACUUUAUUUAAUAAAAUAACAUUAUAAAUUAGAAAGAAACUGAUUAAUUUUCUAAAAAAGAAUUAGGAGAUUCUGAAUCUUCAGGCAAAUAAGAAAAUGAAUAGCCUCAAGAAAAACUUAAAGAGAUUGAUGAUUAAUUAGAUCCAAAGAUUUCAGAUCAAAGUGGAGAAUAAUAGCAGGAAAAAUAACAGUGA
Paramecium tetraurelia is the source of this 591-nucleotide messenger RNA. RefSeq lists its product as uncharacterized. NCBI's taxonomy places the organism in Eukaryota, Ciliophora, Oligohymenophorea, Peniculida, Parameciidae. The transcript is spliced from 2 exons. The record is from RefSeq and is a predicted model, not a curated record.